Molecule: messenger RNA, 624 nt
Organism: Cottoperca gobio
Lineage: Eukaryota; Metazoa; Chordata; Actinopteri; Perciformes; Bovichtidae
Product: 40S ribosomal protein S27-like
Exons: 4
Coding region: 141-392 (83 amino acids)
Biological process (GO): translation
Cellular component (GO): ribosome
Molecular function (GO): structural constituent of ribosome
Source: RefSeq, a predicted model, not a curated record
CCCCGCCCGCCUGCUCGGCUCUUCCGGGGCUAGACGUACUUCAGACAUCAAAACAACUCCAGUCUGAUUGAGAAAGGAACACUUGAUACCUUCUGCAUCGUAUUUGCGUUGGAUGAUAAACUUGAGGGAUUUAAGCAAACAUGUCUGAUAAAGAUCUGCUGCAGCCCAGUCUCACUAAAGAGAGGAGUAGACACAAGAAGAAGAGGCUGGUGCAGAGUCCCAACUCCUACUUUAUGGAUGUUAAAUGCACAGGCUGUUACAGGAUCACCACCAUCUUCAGCCAUUCCCAGACGGUGGUGCCUUGUGGUGGCUGCUCUUUAAUCCUCUGCCAACCAGCAGGGGGGAAAUGCAGACUAACUGAAGGCUGUGCCUUCAGGAAGAAAUAUUCCUGAACAGAAAUGUUCUAAACACCCGACUAGCAGCAGAUUGGAAGAACGUACCAUGAAACAAUGAGUCUGAUCGUCGCACUCCGCACUUUUAAUGUGGAGUGAAAUGCAGAGCGUUGGAGGAGCAACUUAAAUCAUAUGCAUGCACAUUCCCACAUGUUCAGAAUGAACUGUAUGUAUACCAGGUUGAUAUGAGGAUUCAUCUUGAAUAAAACAUAUUACAAUUCUUCAAAAUGCA